AUGGAUGCUCUGCCUCCGGAAUUGAUUGUGAGAAUCUUCGACAUCGUAUCACGUCCGGAUGAUCAUGAUGAUCUUCUAUCAAGAAGAUCAUCAAAACCAAGAUAUGCGUGUCUGGCUCUUGUUUCCNNGAAACAAUGGCGAGUCGUCGUCGAGAGUCGUAUUUACAAUGCUAUGCAGGUCAAGAGCACGGAAACAGAGACAUUUGCGCAAGUCUUUAGGGGUCGCCUAGGUAUCGAGAGGCGUCCCUAUCUGUCUGAAGUCGUCCUGGUCUGGGCACCACCUAGCCGCUCUGAAAAGAGAUGGCGGGCUCGCUCCAGGACUGAACGGGCUGCAGAGAAGCAAUAUAACAAUGAAGACUUCUCUGUGGCAGUCAGAGAUUUGUUUACCACCUUGUCUUCCUGGCAUUUUGAUGANAAAAGAGAUCGACCAAUCACUUUGUACAUAUGUCUGGAGGGGCCUCUACCGGAACCCAUAAGACUCUUGGCCUCAGAUACGAUACCCAAGGUUGAACGCAUCACUGUCUUCAGAUUGGAUAAUACAAAUAUCAGGAUGGGAAGUUUGCCUCUGAUCGCUUCUAGGCUUCCGAGGUUGCAGAUGUGCCAUUGGACAUGUUUUAAUAAUAACGAACCCCUCAACUCGAAUCGAGCACGAAGGGAUCGUUAUGAUNNAGAAUUUGCGAAGCAUUUACCCAUGCUCGAAAGCUCUAUCAUACAUCAGGCAUAUUUUUCCAUCCCUACAGAUACCCCUCUUAACGAAGAUCCUGAAACACUAAGUCUUUUCCUUCCUGGUCAUACGAUCGAUCGUUUGAGUCAAUCUCUCCACAAAUUUUCUCAGCUCGAGAGUUUGUCUAUUCUGGAUAUUCAUGACGCUGUCAUAUCUCCUACACUAUUCUGGCCAUGCGAGACUGGUGUUCCAACGCCGUACUGGCCUAACCUUACCAUUUUGAGAAUCACGGUGAAUCGCAUGGCAGCUGAUGGCGGCUGGUACUUUGAACAAAAUCCCCACGUUACGCCAGACAGUGACGAUGACAAACCUCCAUUCGAUCCAAACUGGGAAAGCAUGCCACCCACACCCGAACGAGUGUAUGCUGAAGAAGAAGCUCUCGCCAGGACUACCGACUUUUCUGACGACUCUGUACUGUACUCCACCGAAUCCGAAACCGAGAGUGAACAGGGAGCGAUCUACAAUACCGCACACACGUUUCGCGCUUGGCCAUCUCCAAAGAUGGAGGCGUUACUGCAAUCCAUGGCUAAGGCCGUGACUCGAAUGCCGGCCCUGAAGUUNUUCGCCGCUGGCUUUGAGAUGCCAUACCCUCACUCCAUCGACUUUGAGUUCUUCUAUCUGAGCCCUGGAGAACAGCAAGAUCUGGAUGAACCUGAGUAUGGCACAAGAUUCGAAAUCAACGAUAUUGCAAAGCCAAGGCUGUUCUGGCGUGUCCCAAGGUUUUGGCGAAUGAGCGAACGUGUGGAGGAACUCUGGAAAGAUACAUUGGGCAAUGAGAGCAUCAUUGAAUACCAAGAGUGGGUGCUGGGCAAGUAUCGCAGUGAGGUUUUCACAGAAGCGAACAAAACUGCAGAUUGA
This is a messenger RNA of Aureobasidium musti, 1581 nucleotides long. The record is from the annotation of a GenBank genome assembly. NCBI's taxonomy places the organism in Eukaryota, Fungi, Ascomycota, Dothideomycetes, Dothideales, Saccotheciaceae.